UGAACUAUACAACAACUUCAGCAAUUCAAUUCUUCCUGACGAGCUUACGGCCACUAUUUCCCCAAUAUCUUAGCCAGAACCCUCACACCAACCUCCCCGAUCAUGUCAUUCCUCUUCGGCGGCGGGCGACCGCAACCCAGCUCGGCGGAGAAGAUCGCCCAAGCAGAAAUGGAAUUCGAGAUGGUUAUGGACGCCUUUAGCAGACUCAAUUCAUCCUGCACCCGAAAAUGCCUACCAACGGACUACCGCGAGGGCGAACUGAACAAAGCCGAGUCUGUCUGUCUUGACCGCUGCGCCGCGAAGUUUGUCGAAGUCAGCUUGAAGGUCUCCGAGAAGUUCCAACAGGACGCAGCGAAUGCAAGGGGCGGCCAGGCUGGUAGUGGAGGGAUGUUUGGCAUGUAAUUUGGCAUGACACCUGGCUUUGCGGAUGCCGACGGUCGCCUGUAAAAGGUCGGGCUUUUCUGCGCGAUCAUUUGGGAUUGAAGCUGCGUGGUACGCGGCGGAUAUGGAUCAAGAGUGCGACUCAUGAGGACCAUUCUUGUGCUUGACUCGGCUUAUUAUGUAUAGAAUUGGAGCGGGACUAUGUAACAAUAGAUGGAUGGCGCGAAUCGCCUUGUUGGCUGGAUACCCUUCUCAAGUCUUCCAACUCUAUAUUCCCUUGCACCAUUCGCCAUUCUCUAUUUACACAUUGCAACGUACUGCCUGCUGCAUCUAACACCAAUCCUAUGAGCUCC
Eremomyces bilateralis CBS 781.70 is the source of this 734-nucleotide messenger RNA. RefSeq lists its product as uncharacterized. Gene Ontology annotation, cellular component: mitochondrial inner membrane. Gene Ontology annotation, biological process: protein insertion into mitochondrial inner membrane. Bases 103 to 402 code for a protein of 99 amino acids. The record is from RefSeq and is a predicted model, not a curated record. Lineage: Eukaryota; Fungi; Ascomycota; Dothideomycetes; Eremomycetales; Eremomycetaceae. The transcript is spliced from 2 exons.